Micropterus salmoides (largemouth bass) is the source of this 2967-nucleotide messenger RNA. RefSeq names its product citrate lyase beta like (gene clybl). Gene Ontology annotation, biological process: regulation of cobalamin catabolic process. Bases 36 to 1067 code for a protein of 343 amino acids. Gene Ontology annotation, molecular function: (S)-citramalyl-CoA lyase activity. NCBI's taxonomy places the organism in Eukaryota, Metazoa, Chordata, Actinopteri, Centrarchiformes, Centrarchidae. The record is from RefSeq and is a predicted model, not a curated record. The transcript has 8 exons.
GCUGCUCACUGUUUUAGCGCGUCAUCGAAAGCAACAUGGCGGCGCACAUUACCAGAGCUGUGAAAGGACUUGUUCCACAGGAGAGCGGUUGGCUCCUGCCCGCUGCCUGGCAGUUGUGUACCGAAGCAUUGCGUCAUCACUAUCACUCUGCAGGCCCCUCGCUGCGCUACAUACCCCGCAGGGCGGUUCUCUACUGCCCUGGCAAUGAUGAGCGAAAAUUGAGGAAACUAGCCUCGCUGGAUGUUGACUGUGCUGUCUUGGACUGUGAGGAUGGGGUAGCCCUCAGCAAAAAGACAGAGGCCAGGGAGACCAUUCCUAGGAUCUUGGCGGAACUGGACCUGGGCCGCACAGAGAAGUGUGUCAGGGUGAAUUCAGUGUCCAGUGGCUUAGCUGAGGCUGACCUGGAGGUCAUCUUGCAGGCUGAGGUUCUCCCUCCUGCCAUCAUGUUGCCCAAAGUGGAGGACACGCAGGAGGUGCAAUGGUUUGUUGACAGGUUUCAGCACAACUUGAAAGGACAGCCACUGACAGAACCCAUUCGCCUAGUCACCUUUGUGGAAACCGCUGUGGGCCUGCUCAAUUUUAAGGCAGUGUGUGAGGAAAUCCGUCGACUUGCUCCCAAGGCUGGUCUCCUCCAUGAUGGCGUGGUGUUUGGCUCUGAUGACUUCUGUGCCAGCAUAGGUGCCACACGAACUAAAGACGCCAUGGAGCUACUUUACGCGAGGCAGAAGGUGGUUGUGACCACCAAAGCGUUUGGGCUGCAGGCCAUCGACCUGGUCUACAUUGACUACAAAGAUGUGAAGGGGCUGAGGCGACAGGCCAGAGAGGGAGCUCUCAUGGGCUUCACAGGUAAGCAGGUUAUCCACCCAGGGCAGAUCCAGGCAGUGCAGGAAGAGUUCUCUCCCAGUCAAGACAGAGUCCAGUGGGCAAAAGAGCUCAUUGCUGCUUUUGACCAACACCAGAAGGAGGGAAAGGGUGCGUUCACCUUCUGUGGCAGCAUGAUUGACAUGCCCUCGGUGAAGCAGGCACAGAACAUCAUAACGCUCUCCGCCGUGGUGCCAGAGAAAUAACACUAGUGAGGAGAAAUGUGAGGAACCACACGUCUAAACCCUGACAGGAAAGGUCAAAGGAAACUGGACGUGUUGCAGGUUUCAGGACAAAAAUAGCUCUUGAAAAUCUUAGGAACUGUUGCCUGAUAGUGUAAAUUGUGGUUUGUUUUAAAUGUAAGUUUAUUAAAAAUUGUUCAAAUGUUUUGACUGUCAUGGCUUUUGGGGUGAAGUUUUACUUUUGCUGAAUAGGUCCAGUUUAUGUUUAAAUAUAACCUCAGAUUUUUUCAGCGAUAUAAAAUCUGCACGUGGCAAGGAGCAUCAGCAGAUAUCUGCAUCUUAAAAACUGAGUGUCGAGGAUUAUUGCUCUUUGUGGGCACUUUCUUGGCACACUUCAGUGCGUGCACCAUCAGGCCAUUCUCCAGUGUGCGUUCCCAUGCCUUCCAUCUCUCCUAGGUCAUGAUGAAUGCUCUCCUAUCUCCACCGUCCAAGCUGCUGGGCAAAAGGGUAAACAAACACAACAAGCCACAUUUUUGGAUCUUUUCAUUAGGCCCCAGUCUUCCAGUCAGGCCUCAGUCCCCUCCCCAGGGCCUGACUGACAAACAUCAAAGUCUUGCUCGCUUAAAAAAAUCGCAGAUGGAUGUGCGUAAGCUCACGAUUUAGCUUUUUUGUGUCCGUCUCCUUAGUGAAGACACGCAGCUUGCUCUGUGGCAGCUUGUGAGCCUGUGGUCUUGAUGGAGAAGGCGUGUGGCGUCAGACACGCCAUGACCUGUACGAAAAAUAAACACUGCAUACAUGCACAUGCUGCGGCAGUAUUCUUCACCUGAUCUCUUAUUUAACACAGAGUUUAGCUCAGAUUUUCAGAUAUUGUUUCUAGGUGAAGUUCACCUUUUUUUCAGCAUCUUCAAAAACGAUUUAACUUAUCCACAGUUAUAAAUUGUCACAUUUCUAAAAAAAAUCCCCCAAACUCCCAAACAAGUUCAGUAAAGUCAUUUGUUGUAUUGUCACAAAUAAAAAGCUGGUGCACAUCUGACAUCCAGAGACAGUGAAGUGGGUGUGAUGUUAGAGUGAGACAGAUUAGUGGCCAUGUUGCUCCAGCAGACCAGGACCGAGGCUUUGUCUCUCUGACUGUGGAUGGGAGGAUAAUUGGGGGGGAGUUGAAUGGUUAAUAGUGCCAUUGGUGACCAUGGUAAUGAAAGGCACCAUACCCCACCUCAUCCACACAUCUCUCUCUCUCCCUCUCUCUCUCAUACUGUAUGAGCUAUUGUGUCUGGGGCAGGACUGUGGUCUGUGCCAGGCCAGACAAAAAGAUCGAAACCACUCCUGCACCCAGCCAAAGACCCAAACAGUAAGCUGUCUCUUUGGCAUUUGGCCACAUAUUUCUCGCACCGCUGGUUCACUUUUUUUGCCGGGAAUUCACAUUCAGCUUGUUUGUUUGUUUUCACCCAAUCUACUAUUAUACCAUGAGGUUGGUGGACAAAACUGCUAUUAUGUAUGACUUUCAUUAAAUAAAUCCGCACACAUGAUUUGGGAAGAGCCAUUUUGUGAGGCUUUGCAGAGCUUUAAAAAACAUGUUGGACAAGAUAUCUCUUGAACUCGGUCAACUUAAAUGGUAUAACAUAUAAAGGAGAAGUUUCUUCUUGUGAGUAGCCUAGUGAUCACUGAAAUCAUAAUGUAUCUUGCUUUUGUAUUAUGUCAUUAAAAUGGGCUAUGUGGAUCAAACUUAGAGAUACUUUUUAAACUUUCUUCAGUUUAUCAUUUGUUGCAGCCAAGUCUUGUUGCAAUCCUAUCUGAAAUGAAUGCAGAAAAAGUUGCAGAAUGAAAAUCGACUUUGGUUCUUGUAUGCUAAGUUAAAGUGCAGGCAAAUGUGUCCCUUUACCUGUUAAAACAAUAAAAUACAAAUAAAGAUCUGUUCCUAACGGUU